Messenger RNA from Dicentrarchus labrax (European seabass), 3152 nucleotides. RefSeq names its product protein Wnt-2b-A. NCBI's taxonomy places the organism in Eukaryota, Metazoa, Chordata, Actinopteri, Moronidae. Gene Ontology annotation, cellular component: extracellular region. Bases 901 to 2076 code for a protein of 391 amino acids. Gene Ontology annotation, molecular function: frizzled binding; cytokine activity. Gene Ontology annotation, biological process: canonical Wnt signaling pathway; multicellular organism development; neuron differentiation. The transcript has 6 exons. The record is from RefSeq and is a predicted model, not a curated record.
UUUCUCAAGCUUUUGAUGAAAUAACUGCAACUGCUAUUGCUAAUUCUAAUAGUUUCAAUUCCGAGAGGGAUUUUCCUGAUAUGUUUACUUGUUUGUUAGUAUUACUGGGUCAGCUGAACCAACUGUGGUAUUCUUAAUCCAAUAUCACAAACUCCCCAGAGAAGUUCAAGUCUACACUGAUAAAAAAAAAAAACCAGUGUGAAUUGGUGUCCGUAAACAAAUCAAGCCGCCUGUUUUUGAGUUUGCGAAAGGUCUGUGGAUACUUAAAAGUGGAUUUGAAUCUGUCAGGAGCCGUUUGAGGAUAGAGGGAAAUAUCAGAGAUUUGAUGAUCGAUGACAGCUCACUGCCAAGCCUGUAGAGAACCUGACGAUGCACACACACACGUGGGAAGAAAGCUCUGACUCUGUCCACAGCGCACUGAUAAAGGAGAGGUCCGGUGCGAGCAUCCGACCCAGCACAGAAUCACACAGCCGACAGAACUGCAGAGAGUCUCCCAUCUGCCAACCUUUGGCUCCAGCUGGGAUUCGGAUCCUAUUUCUGCCUCUGAACUAAGCAAAAAACCCCAAGGAUAGGUGUUUUGGGGAGCUGACUGGAGAGGUGAGACAGCCGACACUUGUUGCUCGUCUUGUCAGGUAAACCUCCCGUCGGCAGCCAGAAGUACUCAUUGGAAAGUCUGGUGCGCACAUGGCACAGACAAUGCGCUCCUCACACUUCUGACAGUCGCGCUAUUAAUAUGGAGCCACACACUGGAUAAUGAGGCCUACCUACUGAAUGGGUGCUUAACCUACUUCACAUCAAACCUUGUCUGACUGAUAAAGUUUUCUUCUGAAAUCAGAACAAUUUUUUUGGCGGGGAGGGAAACUUUUGGUAGUAAAAAAAAGAAAAGAAAAGCGCAGAGCCAUGCUGGGUUUAAACAGGAUUCUCAGCCUCCGGACAGCCAGGAUUCGGAGCUGUGGUUCGCCGGGAGCCAGACUCUCAUCCCGGUCUCCUUCAUGCCAAAACCCCGGUGCCAGUUCGAGGAUUUACUGUGCGUGUCUGUUGCUGCUGCUGGUGGUGACGCCUCGGGCGGACUCUUCAUGGUGGUACAUUGGUGCACUGGGGGCCCGUGUGAUCUGCGACAACAUCCCAGGCUUGGUCAACAAGCAGCGGCAACUCUGCCAGCGCCACCCAGACAUCAUGCAGGCCAUCGGCGAAGGCACCAAGGAGUGGAUCAGAGAGUGCCAGCACCAGUUCAGACACCAUCGCUGGAACUGUAGUACGCUGGACCGUGACCACACCGUGUUUGGACGUGUCUUGCUACGGAGCAGUCGUGAAGCAGCAUUUGUCUAUGCCAUCUCCUCAGCAGGAGUGGUGUAUGCGCUCACUCGCGCCUGCAGCCAGGGGGAGCUGAAGACGUGUAACUGUGACCCACACAAGCGUGGACGGGCUAGCGAUGAGAGAGGAGAGUUUGACUGGGGUGGCUGUAGUGAUAAUAUCAACUAUGGGAUAAAGUUUGCCAAAGCCUUCAUAGAUGCCAAAGAGAGGACUGUUCGCGAUGCGCGGGCGCUUAUGAACCUUCACAACAAUCGUUGUGGCAGAACAGCAGUGAAGCGAUUCAUGAAGCUGGAGUGUAAAUGUCAUGGCGUGAGCGGCUCUUGCACGCUGCGGACAUGUUGGAUGGCCAUGUCAGACUUCCGGAAGACUGGUGACUACCUGAGGAAGAAAUACAAUGGGGCCAUUGAAGUGACGAUGAAUCAGGACGGGACAGGCUUCGCUGUAGCAAACAAAGCCUUUAGGAAGGCCACCAAGAACGACCUGGUCUACUUUGAGAACUCUCCGGAUUACUGCCUACAAGACAAAUCAGCAGGCUCCCUGGGUACGGCUGGGCGGGUCUGCAAUAAGACAUCACGUGGCACAGAUGGCUGUGAGGUCAUGUGCUGUGGGCGGGGCUACGACACCACAAGAGUCAAGCAAAUCACCAAGUGUGAGUGCAAGUUCAAAUGGUGCUGCGCCGUGGAGUGUAAGGACUGUGAGGAAGCUGUGGACAUUCAUACAUGCAAAGCCCCCAAACGAGCUGAAUGGUUGGACCAGACCUGAGGACACGCCCCAUCCGCCCCCUGUAAUGCAGCCCCACCCCUUUCCCCUUUACAGGACAUCCUGUGGAACAUGGCAUUCUGGGAAAGUUUGUCCGAAAGUGCUCUGCAUCUCCGCCCUCUCCUGCCCCCAUCUCGGUUCAUCAUUGCAUGGCUUUUCUACCUGUCUCUGUGAAAGCACUAGAAUUCAGUACCCAUCAAUAUGAAUUAUUACCCAUUAGCCCCUGUUUGUGAAUGGCCCUGUGACUGAACUGCUGGGAUCAGAUGAUGAACGGUGAAACCAGUGAACACUUUGGGGUUUGGGCGGAUUGGGCUUUUAUCAAAGAUUCAGUCCAGCAGUCUUUUUACUAGUGUGUGGUUCUGGUUUAAAAAUGGUUUGCUGCUUUCAUGAUGCUUUAAAGACACAUUUUUACAUUAACUGAGCCUUCAAACAUAUCCAGUAUUAUUACAACAACAUCAUAUACUCACAUAGUUUUCUUUUUUUGGGGGGGAAAUACACUUUUAUCUACCAAAAACAAAUACUUGGUUGGACUUUGGGAAGUAGCUUGACAAGUGCCCUUUGAGAAGUGGACAUCUAAGCGCAAGCUUGGCUCUGUGUGGCCAAACAGAAGUCCAGGCAGAGGACUACAAGGGAGGACAGGGAGAUGGACACCAAAUGAAUAAAUGGACGGAUGCGUCAUUGGAACUUUGAAUGCAACUGUAAAAAAAAGAAAAGAAAAAAAAAGAAAAAGUUGUUAAACGUGAUUUAUUUAAAUUGUAAAGUGUUGCUUCAUUUCUCAUCUGCGGAUGAGACUGCACUACAUUGGCUGACACGAUGAGAGAGAAAAGCACUCCCAUUAUUAUACAGUGUACUCUAGUUUUCAGUGUGUAAGACGACGAACUGCUGCUGACAAGUAGAAGAAGAAGAAGAAGAAGAAGAAGAAGAAGAAGAAGGAGGAGGCUUGGACGGUCAUUAAGUCACACAUAACCACAGCAUCAGACAGAUUUGACUUCUCUGCUCUCCAGCUUGCUUGUAUAACAUUGUGUAUAUUACCUUAUCUAAACAGAUGUUCAUAUGAAAUAUAUGGUGCAUUAGUAUGA